AUGAAUCCUGGUGACCAAUGGCAUGACGAUACUUCCGCAUCACCAAGAGAAUCACCAUAUUUAAGAGCUCGCAUUCCUCGCAUUUUACUCCCGAAUUGCGAGGUUCAGCGUCCUAAGGAGCCAACUAUGUUCAUGACGACCGUCGAGCUGCCAGUCGACAUACUCCUUGCAAUCUUUGGCUAUCUUACCCCCAAUGAUAUUUUAAUUGUGAGGCAGACCUGCAAGAAAUUAUUUGAAAUAACACACCUUCGCAGCCUUUGGCACCGUCUCAUGCAAUCUCAUGUGCUUGAGGAAAAUAUACCUGUUCCAGGACUUGGUCAAAGGCCGCUCGAAUCGUUGACCGCUGGGGAAAUUGAACGACACACUUUCCAGGCGUUGCGUUUUCGGCAGAAUUGGAUUUCCGAGUCCCCAAUGCCCACAACAGAGGUCUCGCUUUCUACCGUCCCAAAUUCUCGCAUCGUCUCUCUUCAGUUUCUCUCGAACAGCGGCUGCCAGUGGCUUAUCUCCUUGACUAUGGUCACUCCACUGACGGGACCUCGCCUCUUCCUCCUCCAAUGCUGGGAUCUUCAAACGCCUUCCCCUACAUGCGUCGCGCUUCGAGAACUCCGGCAAAUUGGAAGCAUGGCUGCGACUAACAACCCUUCAGGAAGUGCAGUGCUUGCGGUACAGUGCCCACAGCACAGUAUUCAGAUUCUCUCCAUCUCUCCAAACCCUUCAAAUCCUGUGAAUGGGUUCGUCACUCUAGCAAGUUUCCGGGACGAUAUAAGCACGCCGCACCUCUUCACCGGAUCAACACUCUUGACGGGUGAUGUUAAUUCUCGAUUUCGACUAUGGAAGAUAGAAAACCCCCAGACGAAGAUCGAACUACAGAAUCCAGAUCAUCAUCAGGCAGAGCGAGUUCUUGCCGCGUUGCUUGACGAGCGUUUCGUUGUAGUUGUCCGGUCGACAACGCUGGAGGUUUACGAACUUCCACGAGUGACACCAGAAACCAUGCAGGAGAGAGUCCUUCAUCCUAUUGUUCAACAUCGGUGGCCAUGGCGUAUCGAUACUGUCGUUAUAUCUGCCCAGGCCGUAUGGCCGAGGACGCAGCUAAGAUUGCCUGCGCCCAUCAACAUCCUAAUACGAUUCGGAAGUCUUUUUCCCUGGCCUAUCAACCUCCUUCAUCAUUACGAGCUGCGUCCAAACACAUUUUACGUCCAGUCAAAUUCUAUCAGCGAAGAGAAUUUGCCAUUUCAAUUCCCCCCCAUCUUGAGACAAACGUUUGGCUCCCCCGUCCGCCUUUUCGCACCAACUGAUUUGGUGCUUGGCUCGUGUGGAAGUGCCAUGUGGAUAGAUAGUCACACGGAGGACUAUUUCGGACAUAGCAACUGCGGUCAGAGGCUCGCGGGCAAGUAUUCAUCAGGGUUGAUGGCUAAGGACCACGAAGAUGAGGAAGCAACACUUUCUGACCAAUUAGCUUCCACAGCGGCGACGUCGGUAUACAGAGUCCAUGAGGCAGAUAGUUGGGUGCGAUUGGCCCUGGAUGAGUGUGAGGGAAGGGUUGCUAUUGGUCACGUUCAUGGCGAAAUCUCAAUCCUCGGCUAUGCCUGA
This is a messenger RNA of Laccaria bicolor S238N-H82, 1590 nucleotides long. RefSeq lists its product as uncharacterized. Gene Ontology annotation, molecular function: protein binding. The coding region runs from base 1 to 1590 and encodes 529 amino acids. Lineage: Eukaryota; Fungi; Basidiomycota; Agaricomycetes; Agaricales; Hydnangiaceae. The transcript has 6 exons. The record is from RefSeq and is a predicted model, not a curated record.